This is a messenger RNA of Botrytis deweyae, 1662 nucleotides long. RefSeq lists its product as uncharacterized. Bases 332 to 949 code for a protein of 205 amino acids. Lineage: Eukaryota; Fungi; Ascomycota; Leotiomycetes; Helotiales; Sclerotiniaceae. The record is from RefSeq and is a predicted model, not a curated record. The transcript is spliced from 2 exons.
CCUCAUCAUCCUCAUCAUCGACUACUUGUAUUAUUACGAUUCUUCUCUACACAGUGAAUCGGAGAGCAGUGAAUUGGAGAGCUAACUCUUGCCGAGAGCUGUUCUUUAUCAAAACCUCUUAUUUAUCUUUCCAAUACAACUCAACCUCAUCAAACACAUCAACGAUUUACCUCGAUAAUAUCACAACACCACAACACCCCACCAUCUGAUAAGCCGGCCUCGCCAACGUCGCCAUUUACCACCAUAAUUUCUAUGUUACACCGAUAUUUACUUAUCACCAGCAGCUUUGUGUCUUUUCUUUCUUAAUCACCAUCUCAUCUCGUUCUCCAGAAUGGCGACAGAUACUUCAGGUCAAUCAGGAAGCAGCGAUAUCAGCAUUUACAAGGGUCUCGUUUCAUAUCCAUGGGAUACCGAUAAAGAGUUCCAGGGCGGUCUAUCAGCUAUAUUAGGCAAUGCAUCUUCACCUGAUCAAAUUCGAGAAUUGACACUUCGGGCUCAGUGUUUCUAUCUCUCUCGUAAGAAGAAGAUUGACAUCAAUUUUGAUGGAUAUAAGGCAUAUCUGGCAACUCACCCAUCCACAUCUUCUUCUACUGAUGCCCCUGCGCCUGAUAGCGCCAGUUCAGCAAAUGAUACUUCAUCUUCCAACACUCCAAAUCUCGAUCAUGAAAAUGACCUACCACCUGCUACCACUACAGCUGAUGAAAAGGCCCCGCCACCAUAUCCUCCAUCCUUUGCUGAAAUCGUCGCUUUAAUCACAGCUGGUGCCACAAUCCCGGGAAUCCGCGAUAUUCCCGAUACAGUUCUGACGGAUCAGGGUACCAAGCCGGUUGCACGAAAGCGUCGCAAGCCAUGGGAGAAAGACGUUGACGAGGAAGCGAUUCAGGGUGGGGGAACUUUUGGCGACCACCGAGAUACCAUCAUACAGCAAGAAUACCCAACUGAUGUAUGAAGGUAUCCAUUUGCAUUGUGGUCACGUUUUCUCACCAAUACUUUACAUUUUCCGAAAUUAUGGGAACGGCAAUAUCCAAGGACCAAUUAAUUUGUGGAAGCAGCCAGGCAUUGAGCUUCUUCUGGUUCAUAUGACAAAGGACCGUGGACAUCAGAUGGACUUAUCAAGCUAGAAGCUCGCAAGCUGAUAUAUUUUCAUGUUGUUCAAAUGAAAGCUGUUGUACUUGUGAUUUUUUCUAUGGAUUUCUACAAUGCACGCGGGUUUUUUUCUAAAAUCGCUGCUCAUGUUACUUUCCGAGCUUGAAAGAAUUGUCAGAUCUCUCCAAGUCAACCCCUUUCUGCGUUCUAGUGAACCUUGUGUUGCCAGUCGGAUCUAUCGAGUGCGGUAUGUUUAGUAGCGCCAAAACUUCGCGCAACCAUGGUAUUGGGCGGGACUUUAUAAGAAUCUGAAUAUUCAUAAGGAGCCCAGGAUUAGAACACAGCAUUGAGUCGAGGUUCAUUUUAUAACUUUAUGGGGCUGGACAUACGAUUGUAGACCAAUCUUUGUCCUUCAAUUUAUAAUCGAAUCACUCUAAGGAACCACCUAAAAUUAAUCUUUCAAUUAAGAGUUCUGGAACCUACUUACCGCACAUGUAACGCUUUUCCGGCUAAAAUAUGAGAUUAUUCAACUUUUCAUACCCUAGUUUAUUUAUUAUAAUAAAAGAUAAAAUCAGA